GCAAACGUUUGGCCAACCCAAACAGACCCUCUCCAACUCUCGCUCUAACUCUCUGAAGUCGCUGCGGGGAUUCUGUCUUUCCCAUUACAGCUUGUUACAAUGGAAACCUUCCUAUUCACUUCCGAAUCUGUCAAUGAGGGACACCCAGACAAGCUCUGCGAUCAGGUUUCUGAUGCAGUACUAGAUGCCUGCCUCGCACAAGAUCCUGACAGCAAGGUCGCCUGUGAGAGUUGCACCAAGACCAACAUGGUCAUGGUCUUUGGUGAGAUCACAACCAAGGCAAAGGUAGACUAUGAGAAGAUUGUACGCGACACAUGCCGUACAAUUGGAUUUGUUUCCGAUGAUGUUGGCCUUGAUGCUGACAACUGCAAGGUUCUAGUCUAUAUUGAGCAACAGAGCCCUGAUAUUGCCCAGGGUGUCCAUGGCCACCUUACCAAGCGUCCUGAGGAGAUUGGUGCUGGUGACCAGGGUCACAUGUUUGGCUAUGCCACUGAUGAAACCCCUGAACUGAUGCCUCUGAGCCAUGUGCUUGCAACAAAGCUUGGUGCCCGCCUUACAGAAGUCCGAAAAACUGGAACCUGCCCAUGGUUGAGACCCGAUGGAAAAACACAAGUCACUGUUGAGUACCAUAAUGACAAUGGCGCAAUGGUUCCAAUUAGAGUCCACACUGUACUCAUUUCUACUCAGCAUGAUGAGACUGUCACUAAUGAUGAGAUUGCUGCUGACCUCAAGGAGCAUGUCAUUAAGCCCGUCAUCCCCGAGAGGUACCUUGAUGAAAAGACCAUCUUCCAUCUCAACCCAUCUGGACGUUUCGUCAUUGGUGGACCUCAUGGUGAUGCAGGUCUGACUGGUCGUAAAAUCAUCAUUGAUACUUAUGGUGGUUGGGGUGCUCACGGUGGUGGUGCCUUCUCUGGAAAGGACCCGACCAAGGUUGACAGGAGUGGUGCCUAUAUUGUUAGGCAAGCUGCCAAGAGCAUUGUUGCCAGUGGGCUUGCACGCAGGUGCAUUGUGCAGGUCUCUUAUGCCAUUGGUGUGCCUGAGCCAUUGUCAGUGUUUGUUGACACUUACGGCACUGGCAAGAUCCCAGACAAGGAGAUUCUCAAGAUCGUGAAGGAGAGUUUUGAUUUCAGGCCUGGAAUGAUUGCGAUCAACCUGGAUCUCAAGAGAGGGGGCAAUGGAAGAUUCUUGAAGACGGCUGCAUAUGGUCAUUUUGGAAGGGAUGACCCUGACUUCACAUGGGAGGUGGUUAAGCCCCUCAAAUGGGAGAAGCCCCAAGAUUAAGUUUCUACUGUUUAAUUGUUGCAGGUGAUCAAUAAUGUGUUUGUUUUUUGUUACUGUUCUCUUGCCCAUGAAUCCACUCGGAGUUUGCUUGUCAUUGUGUUCUAUCUUUUUUCUUCCUUCUUUUUCUUUUUGUCUUUUUGGCAUGUCAUGGUCAUAAGGAUAUGUGGAGAUUGGGAGAUAUAUGGAAAGUCUUGUGGCAGUUGAUGAAAACAUUUAGAGAGCAGCUGAUGAGAUUAUGAUAUUAUGAUGGUGCUUUCUCUUGUGGUGUUUACCUCAUCAAACAUUCAAAAUGUAAUGGCUUCGCCGGUCAAUUCCGAAAACAUGAAUGUGGAUUUUUUUCCCUUUUUUUUUUUUGUAAAAAAAGUUGUUGUUUCAUAAGCUCAAGAGAGCCCAUACAUGUUUCAUAGUCACUCAUUCCUUGUUUUGGUGAGUUCAGUUUUGUUGAUACCAUAAGGGUUUGGAUUUAAGAAAAAUAAUC
Molecule: messenger RNA, 1759 nt
Organism: Ilex paraguariensis (yerba mate)
Lineage: Eukaryota; Viridiplantae; Streptophyta; Magnoliopsida; Aquifoliales; Aquifoliaceae
Source: the annotation of a GenBank genome assembly